This is a messenger RNA of Condylura cristata (star-nosed mole), 1870 nucleotides long. RefSeq names its product RAR-related orphan receptor A (gene RORA). Gene Ontology annotation, biological process: negative regulation of inflammatory response; regulation of transcription by RNA polymerase II. The coding region runs from base 102 to 1673 and encodes 523 amino acids. The transcript is spliced from 11 exons. Gene Ontology annotation, molecular function: zinc ion binding; nuclear receptor activity; RNA polymerase II cis-regulatory region sequence-specific DNA binding. Gene Ontology annotation, cellular component: nucleus. NCBI's taxonomy places the organism in Eukaryota, Metazoa, Chordata, Mammalia, Eulipotyphla, Talpidae. The record is from RefSeq and is a predicted model, not a curated record.
UUUUUUUUUUUUUUUUGGUACCAUAGAGUUGCUCUGAAAACAGAAGAUAGAGGGAGUCUCAGAGCUCGCCAUCUCCAGCGAUCUCUACAUUGGGAAAAAACAUGGAGUCAGCUCCGGCAGCCCCCGACCCCGCCGCCAGCGAGCCGGGCAGCAGCGGCGCGGACGCCGCAGCCGGCUCCAGGGAGACCCCGCUGAACCAGGAAUCCGCCCGCAAGAGCGAGCCGCCCGCUCCGGUGCGCAGACAGAGCUAUUCCAGCACCAGCAGAGGUAUCUCAGUAACGAAGAAGACGCAUACAUCUCAAAUUGAAAUUAUUCCAUGCAAGAUCUGUGGAGACAAAUCAUCAGGAAUCCAUUAUGGUGUCAUUACAUGUGAAGGCUGCAAGGGCUUUUUCAGGAGAAGUCAGCAAAGCAAUGCCACCUACUCCUGUCCUCGUCAGAAGAACUGUUUGAUUGAUCGAACCAGUAGAAACCGCUGCCAACACUGUCGAUUACAGAAAUGUCUCGCCGUGGGGAUGUCUCGAGAUGCUGUAAAAUUUGGCCGAAUGUCAAAAAAGCAGAGAGACAGCUUGUAUGCAGAAGUGCAGAAACACCGGAUGCAGCAGCAGCAGCGAGACCACCAGCAGCAGCCAGGGGAGGCCGAGCCGCUGACGCCCACCUACAACAUCUCGGCCAAUGGGCUGAGCGAACUUCACGAUGACCUCAGCAACUACAUUGAUGGGCACACCCCCGAGGGCAGCAAGGCAGACUCUGCCGUCAGCAGCUUCUACCUGGACAUACAGCCUUCCCCGGACCAGUCAGGUCUUGAUAUCAAUGGCAUCAAACCAGAACCAAUAUGUGACUACACACCAGCAGCAGGCUUCUUUCCCUACUGUUCCUUCACCAAUGGAGAGACUUCUCCAACUGUGUCCAUGGCAGAAUUAGAACACCUUGCACAGAAUAUAUCUAAGUCUCAUCUGGAAACUUGCCAAUACUUGAGAGAAGAGCUCCAGCAGAUAACGUGGCAGACCUUUCUGCAGGAGGAGAUUGAGAACUAUCAAAACAAGCAGCGGGAGGUGAUGUGGCAAUUGUGUGCCAUCAAAAUUACAGAAGCUAUACAGUACGUGGUGGAGUUUGCCAAACGCAUUGAUGGAUUUAUGGAACUGUGUCAAAACGAUCAAAUUGUGCUUCUCAAAGCAGGUUCUCUGGAGGUGGUAUUUAUCAGAAUGUGCCGUGCCUUUGACUCCCAGAGCAACACCGUGUACUUUGAUGGGAAAUAUGCGAGCCCCGAUGUCUUCAAAUCCUUAGGUUGUGAAGACUUCAUUAGCUUUGUCUUUGAAUUUGGAAAGAGUUUAUGUUCUAUGCACCUGACUGAAGAUGAAAUUGCAUUAUUUUCUGCAUUUGUACUGAUGUCAGCAGAUCGCUCAUGGCUGCAGGAGAAGGUAAAAAUUGAAAAACUACAACAGAAAAUUCAGCUAGCUCUUCAACAUGUCCUACAGAAGAAUCACCGCGAAGAUGGAAUACUAACAAAGUUAAUAUGCAAGGUGUCUACAUUAAGAGCCUUAUGUGGACGACAUACAGAAAAGCUAAUGGCAUUUAAAGCAAUAUACCCAGACAUUGUGCGACUUCAUUUUCCUCCAUUAUACAAGGAGUUGUUCACUUCAGAAUUUGAGCCAGCAAUGCAAAUUGAUGGGUAAAUGUAUCACCUAAGCACUUCUAGAAUGUCUGAAGUACAAACAUGAAAAAGAACAACAAAAAAAAAUUAACCGAGACACUUUAAAUGGCCCUGCACAGACCUGGAGCGCCAACACACUGCACAUCUUUUGGUGAUGGGGUCAGGCAAAGGAGGGGGAAACAAUGAAAACAAAUAAAAGUUGAACUUGUUUUUCUCAUG